UUCAUUUAGAGCAAUAACUGCUACUUAUUAAUUGCCUUCCUCCGGCCAGCAGCCGACCCGCCGCCGUCCGACGUCGGAAAUGGGGGAAGAAGAAGCGACCGGCGGCGAAGCGGACCGCGGCAGCUGCGUGGCUCAUCUGCAGCUGCCCCUCAAUGACCCAAGCUUCAACCUGGAGAACGCCGUGUGCAGCCACGGGCUCUUCAUGAUGGCCCCCAACCGCUGGGACCCCGCCUCCAAAUCCCUCCUCCGCCCCCUCCGCCUCUCCAACUCCUCCUCCUCCCUUCCCGUCCGCAUCUCCCACCCCUCCCCUUCCCACCCCCUCCUCCUCGUCUCCGUCUUCGGCGCCUCCUCCCUCUCCUCCCAAGACCAGCAUGCUAUCCUCGCACAGGUGCGCCGGAUGCUUCGGAUAUCCGAUGAGAAUGACCGGGUGAUGAGGGAGUUCCAUGAGCUUCAUGCCGGCGCGAAGGAGAGGGGCUUCGGACGAGUUUUCCGGUCGCCAACCCUGUUUGAGGAUAUGGUCAAGUGCAUCCUCCUCUGCAAUUGCCAAUGGCCUAGAACUCUGUCAAUGGCUAGAUCACUCUGUGAUCUUCAACUGGAGCUGAACCUUCGCACUUCUCGUGAGGAUUUUUAUCCGAAGACACCUGAACCCAGAGAACUAAAGAGAAAGCGUGGAAAGAAAAAGAAGAUAGUUGUGAAACUAGAAACCAAGUUGAUAGAGGAUGAAGCUGGAUUAGCAGAAGAUGCAAACUCGGAGAUCAACCCUGACAACGAGCCAAAAGAUUUACAAGUGAAGGAAACACCUUCAAGCACACCCUCGCGUACGGAAGAAACAAGAAACAGCUUCAACUUGUCUGAACUCUCUACUGUUUCCAUCACCCUUCAUGACUUGUCAGGAGAUAUGCCUUGCCCAUCCAAACAAAUGGGUGAUUUUCCUAGUCCAGAAGAAUUGGCAACACUUGAUGUGGAUUACCUGGCCAUGCGUUGUAAACUUGGAUAUCGAGCCCAGCGUAUAGUAUCACUUGCUCAAAAUAUCGUGGAACACAACCUACAGCUGAGAAAGCUUGAAGAAGUUUGUGGUGAAUUCACAUUAUCUAGCUAUGUUGAACUGGACAAGGAGUUAUCUGGUAUCUGUGGUUUUGGUCCUUUUACACGUGCCAAUGUCCUCAUGUGCAUGGGAUUUUACCAUAAAAUUCCAGCUGAUACAGAAACCAUCAGGCAUUUGAAAAAGUUUCAUGCAAUAAGUAGUACCAUUCGUUCUGUUGAGAAGGAUGUAGAGUCCAUCUAUGGGAAGUAUGCGUCAUUCCAAUUCCUGGCAUAUUGGUUCGAGCUGUGGGACGAUUAUGAGAAAAUAUUUGGGAAGACAAGUGAAAUGCUCCCAUCUGAUUAUCGACUAAUUACCGCAACCAAUAUGAAGAGCAAGGUUUCUAAGAAAAGAAGGUAGAAUAGUUGUGUGAGAUUCAGAUGAUCUAAAUUGUACUAUGUCGGGGUUGCAGAACUUUGUGAAGAAACUUUGGAGCCCAUGAUGUGAUGCUUCUAGCUCAACACAGAAUAUACUAUCCUCGGAAAAAAAAACUUAAGCAAUGCAUACAUUAUGCUGAUGUAUUCAUGCCCUUAUGAAUGCCGGAGUCAAAUAUCUGCUUUAAGCUUACAUAGAUGAUUUAUUGCUGUUCUCUGACAAUUUGAAGUAAUGGUAAUUGCUAGUGAUGCAGGUAUUAUGGAUGAAGUAAAUGACAUCCGUUGUAAUUAUUUUUGUCAUCAAUAGAAAAUUGUUAAAAGUGA
Phoenix dactylifera (date palm) is the source of this 1779-nucleotide messenger RNA. RefSeq lists its product as uncharacterized. Gene Ontology annotation, molecular function: 8-oxo-7,8-dihydroguanine DNA N-glycosylase activity. Gene Ontology annotation, biological process: base-excision repair, AP site formation; DNA repair. Gene Ontology annotation, cellular component: nucleus. Lineage: Eukaryota; Viridiplantae; Streptophyta; Magnoliopsida; Arecales; Arecaceae. The record is from RefSeq and is a predicted model, not a curated record.